Messenger RNA from Agrilus planipennis (emerald ash borer), 399 nucleotides. RefSeq names its product proton-coupled amino acid transporter-like protein CG1139. The annotation marks the transcript as partial. Gene Ontology annotation, molecular function: amino acid transmembrane transporter activity. Gene Ontology annotation, biological process: amino acid transmembrane transport. NCBI's taxonomy places the organism in Eukaryota, Metazoa, Arthropoda, Insecta, Coleoptera, Buprestidae. The record is from RefSeq and is a predicted model, not a curated record. Gene Ontology annotation, cellular component: vacuolar membrane. The transcript has 2 exons.
UUUGUAUUUGGUCUCUUUUUAGUAACAAUGAAACGUUAAUUCACAUACUUAAGGGUAGUUUAGGAACAGGGAUCCUUGCUAUGCCGAAAGCCUUUAAAGAUUCUGGAAUGGUGAACGGCUUCGUCUUCACGUUGCUAAUAGGUUUCUUAUGCACAUACUGUCUUCAUAUGCUAGUUCAAGCUCAGUAUGUACUUUGCAAACGGUUAAAAAUUCCCAUGCUAACAUAUCCGGAAUCCAUGAAGGUGGCUUUAAACUCUGGACCGAUUUGGAUGAGACGGUUUGCAAAUAUGUCACCGUAAGUACAACACAUACUUACUCGGAAUACGUUUAAAUGCCUAUUGACAAAUAAAAUGACUCGAAGUGGUCUGUAUUCUGUCGACACUGCCAGACGCGGAUCGC